CCCAUAAUUAGAACUUUCACAUGCGGCGGCGUAUUUAAACAACACAAUAACAUGAAGAACACGCUUCUCUCUGACUUUUAAACCAGUGGCGAGAAAUCAACGAAGCGUGCGAUUUCAUAACACGCUGAAAGAGCCCAAGCGUGCACCGUUUACAGACUGUAAAUGAACUCGAGUAGGCAAUGGUUAAAACGAAAACGCACAGUUAAAUUGCGAUUCCCAGUGAUAAGCAUCGUCUCGAAUUGUAUCAAAGCAAACGGCGUUUGCGCUUUUAAUAGCGCGUAAACUGCGCCGUCGCUAGUGCCAACUGAUAAAAAGUGAUUUAGCCAUGCAAAACUGACUAAAGCAGAUUUAUUUGACUGGGACACAACUGGUAGGAUUCCCCCAUCUGCUGUCCUCAGGCAGCAGCCCAUGACUGAAAGUAAGAGAUGGGCUGGGCCGCCUCUUUGUGACAAUAGAGAAGAGCUGAAGGUGAUCGCGGGAGCGGCAGCAUCACCGUAUCGCUCUUCACGGAGAACGGACAGGGCACCACAUCUGCUCAUAUAUCAGAGCUUCCACAAGUUUAUGCACGACCACAGCAAGCCGGUUGUUUGACGCGAACUGGACGAGCUGGUCUCACUCCUCCUCCUCCACGCGUGGGCUGCUCGCGCUGCUGGGAACCGGAGAGCUCGGGUCCAUCCCAGCGUUCAACUCACUAUAUCGGAUUCAUUCGUGAACGGCGGAUGUAAUUUAUCGGAGGAAAGCAUCCAAAGGCUUUAUUCACUCGCACGCGCGUCUCUUAACAAACACGGCUGUUGUUCGGGGGCCGGAUAGCCGCGCCACACGCGUUAGACUCGGGAGAGAUUGAGUCGUUGUGGAGUCGGUACACGCACUUUGACGCGGUCCGAACAGGUGUACGCGUUCAGAACUCCAUCCGGACUCAUUUCUGAAGGUCUGAGUGGCGAUUAGGAAUUUAUAACCACAUUUGCAUUUCCCCCCCCUGCAAUAUCUGGACUUAAUCGGCGGUGCUGAAACAGGAGAACUAUGGAUAUCAAAUGGCUUAUUAUUGCCUUUGCGGUUUUGGUGGUCUCAUGCUCGGCCCAGCGGCAGGUCACAGUUCAGCCGGGGCCCUUGAUCCGAACGGAGGGCUCUCACAUCACCGUCUGGUGUAACGUGACCGGCUACAAGGAAGGUGUCGAGCAAGACUUUGAAUGGUCCAUGUACCUUUACACCGCUCCCGAUCGAGAGAUCCGUAUCGUGAGCACGUCCCAGCACAACUACGCCUACGCCUUGUACGCCCAGCGCGUCAACAGCAAGGAGAUCUACGUCGAGAGGCUAAGCGGAGACUCUGUCCUGCUGCACAUCACCAAGCUGCAGGCCACUGACCAGGGCAUGUACGAGUGCUACACUCCCAACACCGACAGCCGCUACCUGGGCUCCUACAGCGCCCGCACCAACCUCACCGUGAUCCCGGACAGUCUGACAGUGACGGCUACUCCUCAGACUCUCUCGAAAGUGGAGGGGGACACGCUACAGCUGAGCUGUGAGGUCACACGCCAGACGUCCCAGCACACUCACGUUUCUGUGGGCUGGUAUCUGCGACCCUCUGAUGACCCCAAUUCUGGUCCACGUGACUUGGUCACCCUGUCUCGGGACUUUGUUCUAAGGCCGGGUGGACAGUACCGCCAGCGUCUGUCUUCAGGAGACCUGCGUCUGGACAAGACCAGCGCCACUUCCUACCGUCUCACCAUCUACAAGCUGCAGCCCACAGACCAGGGAGAGUUCUACUGCGAGGCCUCGGAAUGGAUCCAGGACCCGGAUCGCUCCUGGUACGCCAUGACCCGGAAAGAGUCGGAGAAGACAUCUGUCAAAGUUCAGCCCACAGAUCGGGACUUUAGUAUCCAGGUGACCACUGAGCGCCGGGCCUACACGGCUGGUGAGCCGCUGGAGCUCCGCUGCACCAUUGAUGCUCAGAAUGUUCCAGAGCGCUUCUUCUCGGUGUCGUGGGUCUUCAGCAGCUCACCCGUAGCCGUGAUUGGGCCCAGUGCCGUGCCCGUACUGGGACCCAACUACGUGGAGCGGGAAGCCACCGGCCUCCUGACCGUGCGCAAAGAGAGCCCUUCCGUCCACCUGCUCAAGUUGCAGCAUCUGCUACCGGAGGACUCUGGGAAGUACAUCUGCAGAGUGACAGAACGGGAGAAGACCCUCACUGGAGACUUCAUCGACCGCAGCAAGCGGUCCCGUAACGUUCAGAUCACUGUAACCCCUAUCAGAAGUAACAUCACUGUGUCAUUAUCCAGUAACACUUCAGAGAUUAUGGAGGGGGAGACCGUCCAGUUGACCUGCGUUGUUAGCAACACUGUGGGUCCCUUGUCGGUGGCGUGGCAGUGGACGGAUAAAGAGGGGGCGGGUCCCGCUGUGAACGUGGCUUCAGUGGAUCGCGAGGGCACGGUCACUCCUGGGCCCAGCUUUAGGGAGCGCACCAGCUUUGGAGAGAUCCGGGUGGAGCGGGUUCGACCCGACACGUUCACCCUGUUCCUGUAUAAUGCCUUCCCCACAGAUGAUGGCCAGUACAGAUGCAGCGCCACCGAGUGGUCCCUGAGCGGUACUGCACCUGACUGGAUUUGGCAGCAGAUUGGAGACGAAUCCGCCACCAAGACUAUCACUGUAAAAUCAGUUGAAUCUUUCUUCUUCGUGUCGGCCUCCUCCCGUACACCCAGCGUGACGUUUGGCGACUCGUUCGACCUGCAGUGCAUCGUGAAGCCACGGCACAAUCCCAGCGUUCCUGCUGCGGUCACAUGGCGCUUCCAGCCAGCAGAGGGCGACGGAGAGUUCAGAGAUUUGGUGACGUUUACGAGGGAUGGCACUCUGCAGUGGGGCGACCAGCUGCUGGGCCUGGGCACCCGCACCACGGUGGACCGCACGCCCACGAACACCAACUUCCGCCUCAGCAUCACCCGAGCCGGACGCAAGGAGGCCGGGACAUACCAGUGUGCUGCCCUGCUUUAUCGGAGCAAUUACGAUGGCACCUGGAGCACGGUGGCCAACCGCACCUCCAACCCGCUGGGCAUCAGUGUACUGCAGCCUGUGAGUAAACUGAAGGUGCACAAGUCCAACCAGAGUCUGCAGUUUCUGGAGGACAGUCGGGUGCGUGUCAACUGCUCCAUCACCUCUCAAACCAGCCCGGACUCCCAGCAUGCUGUGCUGUGGUACGCCCGGAAGGCCGAGGCGGGAGAGCCGGAUGAGCUGCUGCUGAAGAUCGAACACUCAGGAGCGUUCGAGUAUGGAGCGUACGCAGAGGAGGAACGUCUCCGCAGCCGUGUGCAGUCAGAGAGGCUCUCUCCUCGGCUCUACGGCCUCACCCUGCACCGUGCCGAGACCAGCGACUCUGGAACAUACUACUGCCUUGUGGAGGAGUGGCUCACGGACCCCGAUGGACUCUGGUACCGCCUGGCGCAAGACUCCUCCGGCUUCUCACAUGUGAUGGUGAGACAGCCAGUGGUGAAGUUGCAGGUGGAGGAGGCAGAAUCUAAUAUCACAGUACCUGAAGAUGGAGCAAUCCGGCUGGGCUGCAGCAUUCUGUCUCAGUCCUCUAAAGAUUCCCGCUUCUCUGUAUCCUGGUAUGUGUACCGUUUGGGACAGGAGGAGGAGGAGGAGGAACAAGAGUGCGUCUUUUCCAUCGGUCAUGAUGCAGUGUUUGGUAAUGGGAACUGCAGCCCUACGGAGGAGCCCGGUCCAAACUCCCGCCUGCAGUUUGAACGCACCACCUCUGACCUGUACAGUCUGACCAUCCAGAAAGCUCGGUCCAGAGAUGCCGGCAAUUACUACUGCCAUGUGGAGGAGUGGCUGCUGAACCCACGCAAUGCCUGGUACCGCCUGGCCACCAACAACUCUGGAGUCACCAUUGUUAAUGUUAUGGAGCAGGUCUCUACCCUACAGUCAGUGGUUUGUUCAAACGACUCCCUCUUCUACUUCGUCUUCUUCUACCCCUUCCCUAUCUUCGGCAUCCUCCUCAUCGCGGUCCUGCUGGUGCGCUACAAGACCCGCAGCUCCAGCAAGAACCAGGAGGGCAAGAACGGAGCUCCGCUCUUGUGGAUCAAAGAGCCUCAUCUCAGCUAUUCCCCAACCUGUCUGGACCCCCCAGCCCUCAGCCUUCACCCCGGCUCUGUGGAGUAACAGUGACACGAACGUGACCCUGUCUCGCUCAUCUACACUCUCUCUCUGACUCGCUCUCUGUUUUUCUUCUCCUCCUCGUCCGUGAUGAGGCCACCAGAAAGUAAUCUGGGCUUCUAGCCUGGCCUGUCAAUGCGUCCAUAUGACUGACUAAGACCUUCCUCAGUUGAAGUUGCCAUGACUACGGUGGCUGCCGGCACCGAUGCCUAGACAUUCGCUUUGCUUUCUUUUUCCUGAUCUUUUUUUUUUUUUUUUCUCAAGUAUAAUUUUACUUUUCAUUCAUGCUCUUGUGCGAGAACCUUUCUUUGAGGUGGCAGUAUCCGUGAGCCUUGAUGUAUUUUACCCGACUGACACCUCUCCGGGAUCGGAAAAAACAGUUUAUUUUUUUCUUUUUUACUCCCGUCUAUGAAGUCUGGUGGAAACCAUUGCAUAUUAUUUGUUAUUUUGUCUGUGCUGAUUUUUGCUUUAGAAGCCUGGAAGGUCAUUGCUGGACUAUGAGACAAUGGUGUAUGGAUGAAGGAAGAAAAGGACAAUCUUUUCUCAGAAAAAUUCGGAAAGCUGACAAUGGAUGUAUAUCGAUUUUGUUUGUGUGCACGUGCCACAGAACUGACCUGAGAACUGCCUCUGUUUAAAUGGAUAUAGACUAUGGAGAGCCCUCAUUGCCCACAGACUCAAGGAUAUACAUGAACCCCAGCUCAUCCUCACUGCCAAAGACCAAUGCAACUUCAAAAGCCACAAAUUCAAAGACACUGAAUAGGAUUAGAUCUGUGUAGCGUGAUGCUGGAAAAGACAGUGAGCUUCCAACACUGGCAUGUUUCCUCAUCGCUGGUGCUCAGAUGUUUCUACAUGCUCCAAAUUGCCCGUUUCAAGGUCUUCUUGACCUUUACGAUGUUAAGAAGAUCCAUUUAUCUCUAAAAACACCCUUGUGUAUGUGAGUGUGUGCUUGUUUGUGUGUAUAUGCACAACUGACCCCACAUUUGGUGAGCGCUGGCCUCAUCGUCCUCGUAUUUUCAUAAUGCAAGGUUAAAUGGAAACGAAAGUGGGCGUGAAGGGCUUCUCUCUCCGGAGUUUUUGAAUUUCUCGUAAAAAAACGUUGUCUUGUGGGAGACGGCAGACAGGACACUAUAGACUCGAGGGACAUUCUCAGUGCCAAGAUCUUUUUAUCAUCAUACGUGCCCCGUGACGAUCCAGAAGGAAAGCAGAUAUGGGCAGACUUCUGCGUAUAUGAGUUAUGAAGGGAUUUGACAUUUUGUUUUAUCUAUAUUCUAAGUCACAUCAAGUGUUGUUGUUCUUCUCUUUAUUGGUUUGUGUUUGAAAUAUGGUGCCCGCUCUUUGUGUUACCGCUGAAAAAAUCGUGAAAACUUAUAUUGCGCAGUGUCAUAACCUGUAACCUGUGAAGACCUACUAGUGUGAUUAUAUCUCUGAGGAUGAAUAUAGCAUUGAAAUUUCCGUCGGUCUCCAUGAACACUUUGAAAACACUGCCAUAUUUUACCAUUGAAGAUGCUAUGAUCCUCACAUCUGCUCUGCAAUCCACACGAGUCCGGUUUCAUUCAAGAAAGAUUCAACCUCUAUACUGAAAAGCAUUUAGAGCUUAGCUGUAGCGUGGAUGAUUUUUAUGUUAAUUUUCCUUUCAUGUCAACACGGACUAUGAAACAUAACGUGUUAUCUAGUAACGGCGACCUGCGGUCUGACACCAAACUGGAUGUGUCUCACUUAUAGACUCCGCAGAGUAUCAUCUGGGUCCCUGCCGCCCUCAUAUGAUCUCAACAGUCAACAUCGCGGCUUUUCUGUAAAUGAAAUUUAGAUCCAUUCAAAGCUUGUGAUCGUCUUAUUUAUUGAAUCAUAAAACUCCUAGAUAGAAUAUGUGAACUUCAUAAAUCUGAAUAGACAGAAUGUGGCAGAAAUGGCAGAGAACAUUGAGGCAAAUAUAACUUGGCUAUACUUGCGUGCAGUGGCCUAAAGGAUUAUGGGAAGUAAUUCAGAAGCAGUCUGAGAAUCUUCAUGACACAGUGAUCUAGCGCUCUUUAUCUACUAAAUUUCGUUGAACUGUACAGUGCAUGAUGAUGAGUAAGGGGGACAUUUUCUGAAUGUCUGAAAGUUGUGUGUCGUGAUCAGAUCAAUGGCAUCCUCACCAUCUCCACUCUGAGGAAGGCCUCGCUGAUUCAAAGCACCUGUUCAGUCAUUUUAACACAGCGACUCUCAAAUGUAAUACAGAUCAAUAGGUUGACCUUCCUCAAGUAGGAGAUGUGAUAUUGCAGUUCUGCUGUCGUUCAAUCUGUACAGACUUAUUCAGAACUCUAAAUAGUGUUUUUGUAGUUCAACAUGCCCAGCUGAAUCAUAAUGUUCUCACAAUGUUGUAAAUGCAUUCCGAGGGCUGCAUGUCAUGGCUGUGUACUGGCAGUAUAGCUGCAGAAAAACAAAUGACAAAAAAUAUUGUGUUGAUGUGUGUUCAGUUCAGCCAGUGCUGCUUUUUCAAGUGGUGAUUUUUGUUCUUUUUUUUUUUUUUUUUUUAAAUAACCAAAAUAGUGCACUGAAUAUUUAAAAAAAGAAGUUGCCAUAGGUUUUUUUUUUUUUUUUUUUAAUGCUUAUGUGUUUUUGUUGUACUCUGUUUAAUUUUUGUUGUGUUUUUUAUAUCUAUACUUAUUUUAUUAAAUUGUAGCAAUUGCUAUUAUGAAAAGGCACUUUGCUAUUGUCAGUUGAUUGCAAUAAAACAUUCAGUGCACCACACUUUAGAUUGUGUUUAUAUAAUAAUGUAUCGGUUUAUAUUGGACCAGUUUGCAAAUUUUAAGAGUUGUAGCAGUUAAAGGCAUAGUUUAAAUAUUUUCUCAUCCUUUUCAAAUCUGUAAUUGUCAAAUCCACCAACAUUGGACACCAUUUACUGCCAUUGUAUCAACAAAAACUUUAUGUUCCACAGAAGAAUGGAUGUCUUACAGGUUUGUAUUUGAAUUAAUUUGGAUUUUUGGUUGAACUAUCCCAUUAAGAUAAGCUUCUGAGUUUACAAUUACAGCUAGUAGUUACAUUCAGCUAAAGAAUAAGGUUUCUGUACCUUUCACCUUAAUGAAUAACAAGAGUUUUUGAUUCUUUCCUUGACCUCCAGGGCUUUGAAGGGAGUGAAAAGUACUGUCUUUUAAGAAGGUGAGACUGGAAUCUGACAUAUCUUGCAGUGUCUUAUCUGGUCUGGUGAAGUCAAACGCUUUGGAUUGUGGGCUGGAUGAGUUAUUAUAGCAGGCCAGAGCUUGUUAACCUCCAGAGCAGGCGGAGGACUCACAUUGAGAGCUGCUGUCCCUUCCAGCUGCUCACAAACCUGAUUUAAUGGUGGACAGUGGCCAGUCUGAGCAUCUGUCUGCAUGAAGACAUCCUUUCGUGCUUUGUUUACCUAAUUUUGUGAUGUUCUGUAUUUUCAAAUUACAGCAGUUAACUACAGCCCCCAAAUUCGGCAUUCAAGGAGUGCAUAUAUUUGCCCCAAACACAAUGAAAUAAUUUACUUUUGUGAAACUUCGCUUGUUUUGCUCUGGUUGAGUCUGCGUGCUGCUUGAUGACACACAAUAUUUCAUGAAUAGGCUUCUUAUGGAACCAUUUGUUUUAACAGGCUGAGAAAAAAAAAAUAUACUAACUAAUUGAUCAAAUGUUGUCAGAAACAAAAGUUUCUUAUAAAAAAUAGAUUUUAAGCAUCCAGCCACCCCUAAUGAAGCAAAUUAAAAUGAGAAAAGACUUUAAAGAUUUGAAAACCUACUGAAAUUGAUUGAUAAGCAGCUAUGAUUAAUAAAUAAGUAACUUGUAUUUACAUAACACUGUUCUAGAACAUUGCCACAUGUACAACAAGGUACAAAAAGUGACGUGGCAUCCUAUUAAAAAAAAAAAAAAAACGUGAAGAAAAUAGUAGCAACUUGCUAGUUAGUCAGAUUUUUGGGGGAAAUAUAGUAAUUCUAGAGAGCAUUCGAACAGGACAUAUAUCUGAGUAAGACUUUAAUCUUAAAGGCACAGUAGGCAAGAUUUGGUCAUCUAGUGAAUUAGGCGUAAAACUGCAAGUAACUGUUCAGCAUGGAUGAAUAUGAUGGUUUGUACUGGUCUUUAUUUAUUAUUAUUAAUGUUUAAAACAGUUGUGCUGCUUAAUGUUUUUUGUGGAAACUGUGAUACAGUUGAUUAAAAUAAAUAAUGCUAUAAAAGACGUCUUUUCCAGCAACAUCCGACCUGAUGGCUCAAAUUAAAAAUCAUUAUGAGCUUGGCGUUGUGUAUCUCGAUAAGGCAAGAAGACAAGCUCUUUUUGUUCAUUUUAACCCCAAAAAUCGUAUGUAAUGCAAAUAGCCAUUACAUUGUUUUUUUGUUUUUUUUUGUACGUAGUGCAGCCUAUAUCUGCUAAAUGUGAAUGUUCUGUCAACGUUUAGCAUUUAGAUGACAUCAAAGCAAAUACUCAUGAAGCGAAAGCCACAAACCUCUCAUUUUAAUUUCACGGGGUCUUUAAGCUAAAUCGUGCAUGCGGUCAUGUGAGCUCUGCGACUCAUUAUUUUAAUUUGCAUCGUUUGGGGUGGGUGUUUUUUAAACAUAUUUUGCUCAAUUUGUGAAGCAGUGGUGUGUAUGAAUGAUAAUGUGUGUGUGUGUGUGUGUUUGUGAUGGCCUGAUGUGAGUAGCAAGAGGUUGUCAUACAGGAUAGAUGGUCCUGUCCGCUGUUUCUGUCCUGUCUGCUAACCGAGCAUGGCAUGACCACCAGGGGCCAGGACCAAAUCACAUCACACCUAUCAUAACUCAUCCUGACUCGACGGCUAAAACUCCAUUCUGCUCAUGAAUAUUAAUACUUCUCUCACUCCAUGAUGUAUGUGGGAUUGUGUUUCCCAUUUCUGGGUCUGCGGGAGAAACUGCUCGGAGAAUUUGUAAAUACAGUCUCCCCGCUACCCUUCAUUACAUUACCUGUCUGAACGGUGUCGAAUCAAUUUGCUGACACCACCGCCUGUGCUUUGUGUCACAGGACCUAUGAAAGCCCUGAAUGGAACGGGAAUUACUUUCUGAUGAAAGCAAACCUGUGCCACAGGUGUGUACCUUUUGUGUCAUUUGUAAUAUAACAAAAAAGUGUUGGAGAGGAGAACAGACACCACGUCUCUGUAGGAUUGCAGUGAAACAUGGUUCUGGGCUUUGGGAUGCACUCUUCAAUAACAUCCAGAGCCGAGGUCAUGUUUCUGACAGACCGCCUCAGAAAUCAGGAAGACGGAUUAAAGAAGAGCGAAUACAAAUGGAUAAAAGAAAGCAGACAGAUGCCUCGGGGAAACACCACCGAAAGAAUAAAAUGUGAAGAGUGUGUGUUCAUGUUUACAGCAGGGUGAUUCAAGUAGUUAUUUUGUCCACUUCAGAUGCAAGGUCGAGUUGUCUGAUGCAGGAGAGUGUGUUUUUCUCAUAAAGACUGUAUGGAUUGUGAAAAAAAGCUCAGCUCAAUAGACACCAGUAGAGUUCUGCAGACAUGCUUCUGUAAUUAUAUUUUUUGACAGCGAUUUUAAUCAUCUAUUGACAAUAUUUGUUUUUCUUUUUUUCCCACCAAAGUCAGAACACUAUGAGCAACUUUAAAAGUUGUUUUGUAUCCUGAAGAAAUAGACACUUUGCAAGCAGCAUAUGUACAGGGUAAUGCACAAUCUGCAUCUGCC
This is a messenger RNA of Onychostoma macrolepis, 9779 nucleotides long. RefSeq names its product immunoglobulin superfamily, member 3 (gene igsf3). Lineage: Eukaryota; Metazoa; Chordata; Actinopteri; Cypriniformes; Cyprinidae. The transcript has 9 exons. The coding region runs from base 1021 to 4152 and encodes 1043 amino acids. The record is from RefSeq and is a predicted model, not a curated record.